Messenger RNA from Paramormyrops kingsleyae, 2374 nucleotides. The record is from RefSeq and is a predicted model, not a curated record. NCBI's taxonomy places the organism in Eukaryota, Metazoa, Chordata, Actinopteri, Osteoglossiformes, Mormyridae.
GUCAUCAACAACCAAUCAGAAUGAACCCGGAACUAUACGACUAUGUACGUUACGUCUUACGUCAACGUCUAGCUUACGUGCUCGUUCCAGCGGAAACUCGGAGCAGCAUUUCUGAGAGUGAGAUAAUAGUGGUCUGUGUAGGCUGUUGAUGUGACCAAGCCCGUCGACAAUGGCAGCGUGGCAGGAAUACUAUCGGGACGAGGAUGAUGAGGUUGAACAGGAGGAAGGGGAGGAACUUACUGUGGAUUACAAGUACAGUGGGCGUGACAGUCUGGUGUUUCUGGUGGACGCCUCCAAGGAGAUGUUUAUAAAGGGAGAAAAUGGAGAGCCUUCCAACUUCGACAUGACCAUGGAGUGUGUCCGCAACGUCUACACCAGCAAGAUCAUCAGCAGCGACCGGGACCUGAUGGCACUGGUGUUCUACAGCACUCAGCACACCCAGAACUUCCAGAACUCCUUCAAGAAUGUCUAUGUUUACCAUGAUCUUGACUCACCUGGAGCCAAGCGGGUGCAGGAGGUGGACAGCCUGCGUGGGGAGAAGGGGGCAAAGCUGGCUGGCGAGACCCUGGGUAGCGGGGAGACGUCGCUGGGCGACGCGCUCUGGUGCUGCUCCAACCUCUACAGCGACAUCAAGCUGCGUCUCUCCCACAAGCGGCUCAUGAUCUUUACCUGCCGGGACAAUCCCCAUGACGCGGAUGCGGGCCGCGACCUGAGCGCCCGCACCAAGGCGGGGGACCUCAAGGACACGGGCGUGGUCAUCGAUCUGAUGCAUCUGAAAAAGCAGGGGGGUUUCGACAUCUCCCUCUUCUUCUGUGACAUCAUCAGCAUCCCUGAGGGUGAGGAGGACCUUGGGCUGCAGAUGGAGCCCUGCUCCAAGCUGGAGCAGCUGCAGAAGAGGGUGCGGGCCAAGGAGAUGAAGAAGAGGGCACAGACUAGGCUGAGGCUGUCUCUAGGUGAUGGCGUGAGCAUUGCAGUGGGUUUGUACGUGCUGGCCAGGAAAGCCACCAAGCCGUCCGCCGUCCGCCUCUACCGGGACACCAACGAGCCCGUCAUCACCAAGACCCGCCUCUACAACACACAGACAGGUGGCCUGCUGCUGCCCAGUGACACCAAAAGGGCCCAGGUGUACGGGAAGAGGCAGAUCGUGUUUGAGAAGGCUGAGGUUGAGGAGCUGAAGAGGUUUGAUGAGCCGGGUCUGGUCCUCAUGGGCUUCAAGCCCAUGAACCGGCUAAAGUUGCACCAUCACAUCCGGCCCUCGCUCUUCGUGUUCCCUGAGGAAGAGAUGGUCACGGGAAGCUCCUGCCUGUUCACAGCCCUGCUGCGUCGGUGCAGUGAGAGGGGUGUGUUCGCCGUGUGCAAAUACACCCCCCGGCACAACACGCCGCCGCGUUUCGUGGCCCUGGUUCCCCAAAGGGAGGAGCUGGACGACGACAAAGUGCAAGUCACACCUGCGGGGUUCCACUUGAUAUUCCUGCCAUACGCGGACGACGUGCGGACUCUGGACACCCCGAAGUUCCCCCCUGCUGAUGGCUCGCAGGUCGAGAAGAUGAAGGAGAUCGUGCAAAAGCUGAGGUUCCCUUACAGGAGUGACUCUUUUGAGAACCCUGUCCUGCAGCAGCACUUCAGGAACCUCGAAGCUUUGGCGUUGGACAUGCUGGAACCUGAACCCAUAGAAGACUUGACACUGCCCAAAGUGGAGAUGAUUGACCGCCGUCUGGGACCUCUGGCACAGGAGUUUAAGGACUUGGUUUAUCCUGCUGGCUACAACCCCGAGAGCAAGUCGACGACCAAGCGUAAACCCGCCGUGGCAGGGGGCGGAGCAGAGAAGAAGCCCAAGUUAGAGGUAUCCGAGGAAGACCUGCGGGCUCACGUGAAGAACGGCACUCUGGGAAAGCUAACUGUGCCGGUCCUUAAGGAGGCCUGCAAGCAGUUUGGGGUGCGGACCACUGGCACUAAGAAGCAGGAACUUAUUGAUGCACUAAUCGCACAACUGUCAAAAUGAGCCAAAUGUAAAGGGUGGAGCUUCUGCUGAUUGGUGGAUUGAAUUAUUUGGACAGCAGAAAGAGAAGCCUUAAAAUCCUAAUUGAAAUCAUCCAGCUCUACAUUUACUGCUGCCAGUUUGGUUACUUUGGUUAGUCUCACAACCGUGCUGCCCCUCCGGGGGUGCCGAUGAUGCCCCCUGCAGCAUUACAGUUGAUAUUGCACCACGAGACCAACAGCGCUUUAUACUGUAGGGAGACUAUGUGCGGUUUUCCUGCAAAUUGACUUGAUCUCAUAUCCAAGGCUGCACCGAGCUGGUGACAGGAAUAUGAUUUUCUCUUAAAUUGCGUUUUGAUACAAGAUUAAUAAAACAAAGUUUUCAUGCUGUGAUUUA